AUGGAAACCCUUAAAAAUGUGUCCUUUAAACCAAUUUCCCAAUCUUUCUACUACAAACCAAUACUCAUGAAAUAUUUACAGGAUGGCCAGGAAAAGUCGUACGAAAUUGCGGAAAAGCACUCAUCUGUCGCCAUUCUUCUCUACCAUACGGGGCUUCAAAAGUUUCUUGUAGUCAGGCAAUUUAGGCCACCUAUUUUUGUUAAUCGGGUUCGGAAGAUGGCUGAAAAUCAUGGGAAAUCGUUGUCUGAAAUUCAGUGGGAGGAUUACGAUGCGGAAUUAGGAUAUACGGUAGAAUUAUGUGCAGGAAUGGUGGAUAAAGAUAAAUCGCUAGAGCAAAUUGCCAGUGAAGAAAUCAUGGAGGAAUGUGGGUUUUCGGCAAAAGCAGAGGAACUAUUGAAAAUUGAAGCCUCUAUUUAUGACCUCGGUAGCAGCGGAGUGACUCAUAACGUGUAUUACGUCGAAGUAGAUGAUACAAGAAAGAUCGGUGAGGGCGGUGGAAAUCAAAAUGAACAGGAAUCCAUUACAAAGGUUUUUCUAACACUCGAAGAAGCUGAAGCUCUGUCUGGUUGUAGUCCGCCCGGUUUUUCGUUUGCAUUCGCUUGGUGGAAAAAUCGAAAUCGGGACUUGAAAGCUACAUCAGAGCCAGUGCUUGCAAACAAGAUGCGAGAAAAAGUCCCAAAUCGUAUGACAAACUUUUCAUUUACGCGUGAUGGCUUUCCAAAACGGGACGAGUUGCUGAAGGCUCAUUUUCGCUUGGGUCGAAUUACCCGAGCUUGGGACUUGGCAUUGAGAAACGAUUGUGUCUCCGUUUUACUCUACUUGACCGACUCGGAAGAAGUGAUUUUCUUGAAGCGCUUCCGACCUGCUGCCGCUAUCGGACGCAUGCGAGCUAAACGGGAGAAUUAUGGAAAGAAAUUGGAAGAGAUCGACCUUGAUUUGUACCACGAUGACUAUGCAGUAACCUUGGAGCCAAUGUGCACAAAGCUUACGCAAGGAGAGACACCUCAAGAUGCAGCCAUCCGAGCCGUACUUUCCCAAAGCGGCUAUAAAAUCUCGAAUCCCGAAUUUAUCAAGGAAUUUAUCAUCGGUAUCUCGAUGGGUGGUGAUAUGAUGAAACUGUAUUUUGCGGAAGCUACAGCUCGGGAUAUCGAUCCAAACUUCCGGGAAAGAGAGGACACCACAGUGUUACAUCUUCCAAAGGCUUGCCUCCCGGAAUUGGCGUUGUAUACCGAACCGCUAGGCCCUCCAAUUCUCUAUUAUUCCGCGUAUUAUUUACUCGAGCGUUUGGUCUGG
Mesorhabditis spiculigera is the source of this 1293-nucleotide messenger RNA. The record is from the annotation of a GenBank genome assembly. NCBI's taxonomy places the organism in Eukaryota, Metazoa, Nematoda, Chromadorea, Rhabditida, Rhabditidae.